AGCCUGGAGCAAGGCUGGGAGAGUUUGUGUUGCUCAAAAGGAGGACAGGAAAAGGCGGAGGUUUUAGUAUUUCGAAGCAAAGAAGAGGCAGUAGUAGGGGCUAUUUCUACCAGUGUUGCUACAGAGCAGCGUUCCAAAGUGAUAGGCGUGGCACUCAGCCUUUCAAUACAACCACAGCAAGAAGGUCCCUCUCGUUUUCCUAUGAUUCUGGAAGAACAGAUUGAUCACCAUGAAAUGUCUGAGGACAUUAUUGUUGGCCAGGGAGCUGUCUGUUGGAAGAGGUGCUGCCCUGGUACAGACUGUUUCCAAGAGGAAUCUCCUGCAACUACAGAGAAGUGGCUCUCUCCAGGACUCCAGACUGGUUCCUGUGAGGAGCAUCCACAUGAGCACAGUUCUUGGCACAGCCACCCCUCCUGACAAAGACAGCCCAAAUAAUGACAGAGAACCCAUUAAUCGAUCCUUGGUGACUGUGGAAGAAUUAUUUGAGAGAACUUCUGUGGAUGUAAAGAGUAGAGCUACAUUUCAGCAAGCUGUAGACAUCUUCUGCAAGAGGGACAUCCGUCGCAGGGGUCAUGUGGAAUUCAUCUAUGCAGCUCUGAAGAAGAUGCCAGAGUUUGGGUUGGAGAAGGACAUCAAUGUCUAUAACAGAAUCUUGGAUGUCUUCCCUAAGGAGGUUUUUGUGCCUCGCAAUUUCAUCCAGAGGAUGUUCAACCACUAUCCACGACAGCAGGAAUGUGCUAUCCAAGUACUUGAGCAGAUGGAGAACUAUGGUGUCAUGCCAAACAAGGAGACAAAGUUCCUGCUGCUACAGAUCUUUGGGAACAAGAGCCAUCCUAUGAGGAAAUACCAAAGGCUCAUGUACUGGUUUCCUAAAUUCAAGCACAUCAACCCUUACCCAGUUCCAGAUCCUCUGCCUCAGGACCCAGUUGAUCUUGCGAGGCUGAGUCUUCAGAGGAUCGCAGCUGACUUGGAUGCCAGGGUUACAGUAUAUCAACUGCCCCAUGUGGAGAUAUCAGACUCUGGGAAAUCUAUUGACCAUCCACACAUCGUAGGAAUCCAGAGCCCUGACCAGCAGUCGCUCUUGGCUCAUCACAAUCCAGACAGGCCGGUAUUUGUAGAGGGUCCCUUCCACUUGUGGCUCAAGAAGACAUGUGUUUAUUACUAUGUGCUGAGGGCAGAGCUGUUACCUGCAGAAGAAAGGAAGGAAGAAAUUAUUGACCCAGAGAGAAAUUUUUACUACCCCAUGCAUUUGGAUAUUGACUUGGAAAGGGACAUGUGGGAUGACAUGGACUUUGAUAUUGAUGAAGUUGAGGAGGGCCCUGUAUUUGCCAUGUGUAUGGCAGGGGCAGGGGAGCAGGCCACCUUGGCCAAGUGGAUUGUGGGCCUUCAGGAGACAAACCCAAUUUUGCGUCAGAUACCGGUUGUGUUCCGCCUCACACCUGGGCCUCGGGAGCUAAGCAUUCCCGAGGAGGAAGAGGAGGAGGAGGAAGGCGAGGAGGAGGAGGAGGCGGGCGCCGGAGGAGGAGGAGGCCCGCGGAAGGCCCGCCUGGGUCGGAAGGCGCGCGGGAGGCCGCGGCUGACGGAGUCCGACCGCGUCCGGCGCCGCCUGGAGUCGCGCAAGAAGUACGACGUGCGGAGGGUCUACCUGGGCGAGUCCCACGGGCCCUGGGUCGACCUCCGGCAGCGGAGCGGGUGGAGCGACGCCAAGCUGGCCGCCUACCUCCUGGAGCUCGAGAGGGAGCAGCGGGCAGGGAGACGAGGGAAACCAUGGGAACAGAUGCCAUAUGAGCCACAGCGAAAGAAAAGAAGAAGGCGGAAUGUGAACUGCCUGAAGAACACUGUGAUCUGGUACGAAGACCACAAGAACCGCUGCCCUUAUGAGCCUCACCUCUCAGAGCUGGACCCCACCUUUGGGAUGUACACCACAGCUGUGUGGCAGUGUGAAGCGGGACACCGCUAUUUCCAGGACCUUCACUCUCCCCUUAAACCCCUCAGUGACUCUGAGAAUGAGUGUGACAACGUUGCUAAUGGCACAGGGGUUGGGAGCUCGGGAUCUUCAGAGGAGAGCUCCAGCUCUGAGGCAGAGGAACAGCCUGAGAGCCGGAAGACCCAGGCCCAGCCGCUGCCACUCCCACCAGGAAAUACAGAAGGCGAGAAUGCCAGUGGGCUUAUCACUCAGGAUGGCAUCCACAUUCCCUUUGAGCACCAUAUUGAGAACCUGACAGCAGAACAGGGUGCUAAUGUGGGCCACGAUCUGUCCCUGAAUGGCCCAGAAACAAUGGAAACAGUGGUAUGCGUGCCAGUGCCCAUGCAGAUGAGCUCAGGGCAUGGGACUCUGUUUGAAAAUGUUACACAAGAGACAAUUGGCGAAGUGGUGGCUAACUGUCCCGUGCAGGGCAUGGUGCAAGGCUCGCAGGUCAUCAUCAUUGCUGGACCCGGCUAUGAUGCCCUCACGGCUGAGGGAAUCCAGCUGAAUGUCACCAGCACAGGCGGAGAGGAGCUGCCCUGCACCAUGAUUGAGGGAGUAGCAGCUUAUACUCAGGCAGAGCCUGAGAGUGGACAUCCCAGUAACAUGGAGAGCAUGGCAUACAUCGAAACCAAAAAAGAAAAUGAGGAGCUUUUUGAGCUCAGAAAAGAGGAGCCACAGCCCCCAACAGAAAUAGAGAUGCCCUGUGACCUAGAGGCAUCCCAUGAGAGUGAGGGGUUGGAACCAGAGCCUGAACCCGAGGAGGAGACCGAGGGCAGCAACAUGUCAUCCAUUAUCUAUGAGAUUCCCAAGGAACCUGAAAAGAGGAGACGAAGCAAAAGAGGCCGUGUGAUGGAUGCAGAUGGCAUGUUGGAGAUGUUCCAUUGUCCCUACGAGGGCUGCACCCAGGUCUAUGUAGCGCUUAGCAGUUUUCAGAAUCAUGUGAAUCUUGUUCACCGGAAAGGAAAGACGAAAGUGUGCCCCCACCCUGGUUGUGGCAAGAAGUUCUACUUGUCUAACCAUCUCCGGAGGCACAUGAUCAUUCACUCAGGAAUCCGUGAGUUUACCUGUGAAACCUGUGGAAAAUCCUUCAAGCGGAAAAAUCACCUGGAAGUCCAUCGCCGAACACACACAGGAGAGACACCUCUCCAGUGUGAGAUCUGUGGCUACCAGUGCCGGCAGCGGGCCUCUCUCAACUGGCAUAUGAAGAAGCAUACCUCAGAAGUCCAGUACAACUUCACUUGUGAGCACUGUGACAAGCGCUUUGAGAAGCUAGACAGUGUCAAGUUCCACAAGCUAAAGAGCCACCCGGAGCACAAGGCUUCCUGAUCCUGACCAUGGACCACUUUAUUUAUUGCCCCACCAUGGAUCCCAAAUCAGCUGAAAACACUUGUUGCACAUUCACAGCUGGAGAUGCGAUGUGUUCUACCUGAUGCAGAAAGAUUCAUCCCUCAGUGUAACAUGGGGCAGCUUUCUAAAAGCAGAUGUUGAGAGACUUCAAAAAGUUUUAGUUCUGAUGUGCAAGUGUCAGUGUUCUCAGGUAUUGGGGGCAGGGGAGUGUUCAGUCAGCAUCAGAUCAACUCAUAGGGUAACUGGAGAUUGUGGUGCUAUAGCUGUCCUGUCUUUUGGGGCGGGUGGGAGAGGGAUACAGAAACAAUAGGCAAAAAGAAUCUUAGCCAAUUAAAGUAUCCAUACUUUGCUACCUGCUGAGCAGUACCAUUGAUUUUUAGUCUUUUUGAGGCUUGCUCUGAGGUAAGAAAGAUUCAGUCACAUGACAUAAAUUAUAGAGAGGCUAUUUCUUAUGUGGGAUUAUUCGCAUGAGCUUUUUGUAUCUGUUGAUAGCAUCACAAGAUGAUGUUUUGCUCAGUCUGCAUUUAUCCACUCAUUCACAUGACAGACCUGACUUGCAGUAAGUGUGAACCAAGGAUCAUUAUCAGUUGGCUUAAAUUCAGAGCUUCCUCUCCUUCAGCCUUUACAGCUGGUGUACAAGAGGUUAAUCCAAAGUACCUCUUUUUCUGAGAUGUUAACAUCCUACAAAGCAGUCUACCCAACGGUGGUCCCUCGAUCAGUGCUGAUUCAUGUAUAAUCAGCUGCUGGUCUCUGACAUAGUUUCCAAGAAAGAAAGAAACAGUUGUACCCAAUAGGGACAAAUAUGGCACUAUUCCCUGGCACACUGGAAGAAAACAAUUGUCCUCACAUCAGAUAGCUUUAAGAUAACUGGUAUAAAGGUCAGGCUGCAGGUGUUCAUGCUCCAGCUGUGUCACAAGUAACACUGUUCUUGGACUUCCAUGCACAUUCUGUGUGCCUUGUCAUUCUCAUAGAACUUUAUUUUAUUUUAUUUUAUUUAUAUGCUGCCUCUCCCAGAUUGGGACUCAAGGUUGUUCACAGCAGGAAACCAAUCAUAUUCCAUAGCGCAAUCUCAAAAAUAGCCACUAUUGAAGCAACAGUCACAAUUAAAUAAUCACAAUUAAAAGAAUAUAAAUUCAUUUAAAAACAUACAAAAGGUAAGAAAUAAAUAAAACAUACACAAC
Molecule: messenger RNA, 4497 nt
Organism: Sceloporus undulatus (fence lizard)
Lineage: Eukaryota; Metazoa; Chordata; Lepidosauria; Squamata; Phrynosomatidae
Gene: ZNF653
Product: zinc finger protein 653
Exons: 18
Coding region: 230-3295 (1021 amino acids)
Cellular component (GO): mitochondrion
Source: RefSeq, a predicted model, not a curated record